Molecule: messenger RNA, 647 nt
Organism: Paramecium pentaurelia
Lineage: Eukaryota; Ciliophora; Oligohymenophorea; Peniculida; Parameciidae
Source: the annotation of a GenBank genome assembly
AUGAGAUUUAAUAUCAAUAAUAUUAAAAACUCUUUGUAUACUAAUAUUUAUACAUCAAAAUUAUUAAAUUCAUAGAGAGCAUUUUUUAUUAUAAUUUUCAGAUAAACAAUGGAGUAUCUUAUUAAAGUAAUUAUAGAAUAAACUUUACCAAUUAUUAUCCAAAGUCCUGUUGUUAAGUUUAAUUUUGAUGAAGAAAGAUUGAAUUUGAAUUUAAAAUUGCUAUUGAUAUAACAGGAAUUUGUUGGAAUAAUGAAAAAGCAUGUUCUGAAGAUUUAAGAUUUUUCUUGAGAUCUUUCAAAAUAAGAAAUCAUAAUUUAGAAUAAUAUUUAGUAAUAAGAAAUAGGACUUGUAGUGAUUAUAAAAAGAUUUAUUAAUUCCAAUUAAGAAUUCAAAGAAUUGAAUAAAUUUAUGGAACUAAAAUAUUCUUUAUCAGAUUUUCAGAUUUCUAAUUGAGAGAAUAAGUAUUCUUAAUAGUCGUUGAUCAAAAUGAGUAAAAGAUAAGAGUCCUAGAGAAAGUUAAAACAGCCUUAAUCUAUGGAAUCAAUCAACAUUAAAAUUUUAACAAAAAAUUUCUUAUAAAAGUAAAAACAAUUACUAUAUAACUUUAUUUGUAUCAAAUAAUUCCUUCAGUACUAUUUAUAAAAUGA